This is a messenger RNA of Lindgomyces ingoldianus, 3066 nucleotides long. RefSeq lists its product as uncharacterized. The record is from RefSeq and is a predicted model, not a curated record. The coding region runs from base 1 to 3066 and encodes 1021 amino acids. Lineage: Eukaryota; Fungi; Ascomycota; Dothideomycetes; Pleosporales; Lindgomycetaceae. The transcript is spliced from 23 exons.
AUGCCUCUGACAAUUAACCUUGACGUCCACUAUAAAAAGCUCUCUUUGCUGUUAUUUUCCCUCUCUCCCCUCAUCCUUUUCUCUCUACUCUCACCCCUCCGUCCGCACUCUCCUCGCCUACUCCAACUGCUCUCAUUGGGUCUCGGCGCAUCCUUUAUGAGGCAUUUUUCAAAUCUACCGCCGCCGCCCAUCACCGCUCUGCCUCCCCUCGACCCUGUUAUUUCCCCCUAUCCUGGCUGCGCCGUCCAGCUUCUCGUGCCCCGGCGAUUGCAGCUGCUAGAGCUGAUUCUGAGCUUGCAUUCGCACGCGUUUGGCGGCCCACCCACUUUCCAUUCUCGUGCUCUCUCCCUCUUCUCUCGCAGGAUGUUCGCUCACCUCACCCAUACCGGCAUGUGCGGUCCUGUAACCCCCUCUCUCCCGGACUCGCUGAUGGCAUUUACUGCGCCCUUUCCUAUUCCUGUUUCGAGCGGACGAAUACGUAGCUCUCACGCCAUUAUCUCAGCUCUGAUACGCCUAUAUUGCGCCCCGCUCCUCUGGUUGAAUACGCUGGACCAAUCCUUCAGGCGGCGAUGUACAGGAUGCUCCGCCUCGCAUGAGGCAUACGACGUUGCUGUAACAUGGCAAUGCAACCGGCAGGGGUCUGAUAUCUGGAAGCUGGCAGCUGACAGCUCGGAGAUGGCCUCGGGUGUGCUACGGGAGGCGAACGAAGCCCUGAAGUCCAAUAACAAGACGGCACAGGGGCCCUCCGGCGAGAAUUACGCAUUCAUGCAAGAAGCUGGUGAUCGGUGGCUUCAUUCGAGCCAAUCGUCAGAUGAGCUAGGCCGACUCUUAAUACGAUGGGGCCACCUACGCCGCUUGGGAGGGCGAUACGCGGCCGUUUCGGAGACGCUGAUGCUGAUCGGCUUCGAGUUUAUGCGUCCCCUUUGUAGACAGCGCCCUUGCACCGCCUGCUGCUCCCCUUUCUUCAAUGGAUGCGGCAUUUAUGCAGGCCCUUCACGAUCCUCAUUCUCGGCGGCGGUAUUGACUACGACAUAUAAAGUCGCACUUACCAGAGAAGCAGAUUGCCACACUGAAAUGGCCUCCUCUUGCAGCACCUCUUUACUAGCCCCUUCGUUUCCUCUGAAAAUUGUUCCAUACGUUUCUCUGCUCCAUAUUGACGAUUUCCCAAUGCCGGAUUUGAAUGCAUUGGGCUCUCUUAACCUGAGAGUAUCUGCUCUGUUUAGAGCAGCAGACGCUUCUGUGGCCUCGGUGCCGCCUCCGAACUACGAUUCAAGUGUUGCGAAGACAAACUCGGCUCUGAACGGGUUGUUUGAUAGAAGCAGUCUAGAAUUUCCUUUAAUUUUGGAGAGCGAUGCAGCCGAAGAGCACCACAGCACAACGCAACAUAACAAUCUUAACAAAGCUGGCAUGCGUGCCCUCUCUGUAGAGGGUAUAGAUAGUAUUUGCCAUAAACUAUCGCCAGCAGAAGACAAACUACUCUUUAAUGUCGAGGUAAUAAGCAGAUUGCCAUCAACACGCAAACAAACGCGCCGUUCAUCUGGUGACACGAUGAUCUCCUUAACAGAAGUGCCAGACAUUACGUCAGAACCAGAGCUGGAAGACCCUUGUUUACUAAAGCAGAGAAGGCCGUCUGUACGACAAGCAGAGAGCCUCAUACUUGAUCAUGUGCCUACACCCAAGCCAACCCCUCUGCCGACCCCUAGCAGCCUAGAUUCCCGUUCUAGAGCCGGCAGUGAGCCUAGUCCUGACCCUCUUGACAGUGACAGCAAAAGUAGUAGAGCUAGAAGUCCAGUCCCGCCCCUAAACAACCUUGGUGAAGAGAAUGGCGACGAUGGCGCACAUUCUCGGGGAAGAGUCGAGGAGCUGCUCCAUUCCCCGAGACAAUCCAUCUCUCCUCGCGAAGGCAUAGAAGCCGAACAAAAUAUGGAUCCAGAUUCAGAAAGGUAUAAGAAGAGAAGGGAAGGCAGUGAUGGUAAAGUUGGGGAGAGCCGCGAGGACGGAGUCGCCCUUCAGAGAAGAGCCCUCGACGACGUAAACGCAGCGAUCGUCACGGGGCUCGAGCACAAUGCCAACGAGGGCAUCGCGACAAGUCAUCGCGACUGGGUCUUGCUCCCCGCGAACAUCCUCUUCGAAAACGAAGGCUGGAGAUUGAACCAACAUCAAUUAUGGACCCAGCGCCAGCAUGUCUUAUCAGAUAACCGAUCUCACGCUCUGCCCUCAAUUGUCCAUUGCAACGAGUCGAUAUUGUUUCUCAACCCGACAGCCCUGGAUCACAAGCUCUUCGGUGAAGACGGCAAAGUCAUCCGCAUGGCCCAGCUAUCGCCGGAUUCCUUGACACUGCCUAACCCAGACCGGACGAGCAGUCCCUACAGUGACACUGAUUACCCAGAAGACGAUGUGGACGAAGGGGACGAGAAUGAAGAGGAAGAUACCGGCGAAUGCAAACCUCAUGCUGCUGGCAGUAAUCAGGGAUUCCGUACAAACGCGUCGGACGAAGAACGCUUACUCUCGUAUAAGGAUAAGAUGUCUAUGGACUGGGAUCAGGUAGUUUCUCGCUUCCCAGACCGGUCGGAAGUCAGCCUCAGGCGGGUCAGCCUUGUUACCUUGCGAACUCUCGGAAAGAGUCCCACAUUGAUCCCGUUUCCCGUGCCAGCUUCGGCUCUCGCUCCUCUUCCGAGACCCCGUUUUGACCCCGCCCGAGUUGUCGUUCAGGGAGUAACGUUAUACCCAAAAAAUCCACCAUGCCAGCUAUUUAGAAAACAGAAUGUCACGACUACAGUCAGCUCUCGUUAUAACAAUGUGGCGUUUCCAGGAUUUUAUAUCGUUAUAUCGGAUUAUCGUUAUAACGAGAGAUAUUUUGGUGAGAAAACAAGAAUCGGUGCACAGGAAACCCCAUCGCAGAGACCGCUUUGUGGCGUUCUUGGCAUCGUUAUAACGAGACGUGGGAAGGAUGUUGUUGCCUACGCCAAGACUUCCGGAGCAGCUCAACCACCAACCAAGGGAUGGAGCGCGCUGUAUGAAUCUAGGAAGAACGUGUGGAGGGCCAACAGCUAUUGGGUGCCUUGA